Messenger RNA from Anthostomella pinea, 300 nucleotides. Lineage: Eukaryota; Fungi; Ascomycota; Sordariomycetes; Xylariales; Xylariaceae. The record is from the annotation of a GenBank genome assembly.
AUGUCUACAAGCCAUGGCGAAGACAGUGCUUGGGGAAUACCUGGCCCCGACUGGCUACCGAUCGCUGAGCUGAAGGAUUGGAUCAGAGGGAUUUAUGUUGACCAGACAGUACCCGCUCAUCAGUUGGACCAUGAGGAUGAAGAUGAAGCCAGUGAAGAGGAGGAUGAAGUCGUGUCUGAAGCCCUCUUCACCGGAUAUAGCGAUUCUUCCCGGGCUUUCGGCUCGACCAGCUCGGUCACUCCCGACUUCACUCUUAUGGUUCUGUCGAAUCUGGCUGUUAACCACCACAACGGCGUUUGA